AUGUCUUUCAAGUUGGACAACCUUGGUUGGUUCUAUAGAGGAAAGAUGGAACAAUCUGCUACAUUGUCAGAGUCUCUCGACCAUAAAAUUGUAUAUUAUAUGUUGGUCACGUGCACUGUUGUCGGUUUUCUUACCGUCUUCGCCAGACUGAUACAGUUCGCACGAUUAAUGCUCAGUCUAUUCGUCCUUCCUGGCAGAGAGCUCCGCACGUUUGGCCAGCCCUCUAAAACAUGGGCACUUGUCACGGGAGCUUCGGAUGGAAUUGGCAAGGAAUUCGCCCUUCAGCUAUCUCGCGCCGGCUACUCCACCCUUCUCGUGUCCCGCACCGCCAGUAAGCUCGAUGCUUUGGCAGCAGAGAUCAAGUCCAAAUACAACACCUCCACCAAAAUCCUGGCCAUGGACUUUGGAGCCAACAACGACGACGAUUAUGCUAAGCUCAAGGCACUCGUCGAUAGCUUGGACAUUGCUAUCUUGAUCAACAAUGUUGGUGCCAGCCACUCUAUACCAGUACCCUUCACCCAGACGGAGCAGUCGGAAGUGAAUUCUAUCAUCACUAUCAAUUGCAUGGCUACAUUGAGAGUGACGCAGCUUGUGGCUGCCGGUAUGGUGCAGAGGAAACGCGGGUUGAUAGUUACUAUGGGCUCCUUUGGCGGUCUGUUCCCUACGCCCCUCCUCGCAACGUACAGCGGCAGCAAAGCCUUCCUGCAGCAGUGGUCUACCGCCCUUGGCUCCGAACUGGCACCCUAUAACGUCCAAGUCGAAUUGGUGCAAUCUUACCUGGUCACUUCCGCCAUGUCGAAAAUACGUAAGUCCAGUGCCUUGGUGCCGACUCCGAGGGCGUUUGUCAAGAGCGUACUGGGUAAAGUUGGCAGGACUGGAGGGGCGCAGGGAUGGACUCAUACGAGUACGCCAUACUGGAGUCAUGCGAUUUUGCAAUGGAGUGUCAAUGCAUUUGUGGGGCCGGGGAACAUGUUACUGUUGACCUAUAACAGGUGGAUGCACAAGGACAUCAGGAAGAGGGCGUUGGCGAAGCAGGCUAGAAUCAAUGGCAAAAAGGGACUAUGA
Letharia columbiana is the source of this 1065-nucleotide messenger RNA. RefSeq lists its product as uncharacterized. Bases 1 to 1065 code for a protein of 354 amino acids. Gene Ontology annotation, biological process: fatty acid elongation. Gene Ontology annotation, cellular component: endoplasmic reticulum. The record is from RefSeq and is a predicted model, not a curated record. NCBI's taxonomy places the organism in Eukaryota, Fungi, Ascomycota, Lecanoromycetes, Lecanorales, Parmeliaceae. The transcript is spliced from 2 exons. Gene Ontology annotation, molecular function: ketoreductase activity.